CCUGGGACGGAGGCCAGCCUUAUGCCUGGAUUUACAAGGCAAGUGGUUACACACAGCCCAGCCCCAGUCCUGGGCACUCUUGAUCUUGAUUUUGAUACUUGGUGCGCCGAUCUAAACAAAGCGCAUCAGACCUCAAGAUGGCUUUUCUAGGAGACUAUAUAUGGCCUCUUGUGGCCACGCAAUGGACUUUUCAACAGAAGCCAUGUUUAAAACCUUGCCCUGCAGCGUGUGUUUGUUUACAUCUGAGGAUUUCCCAGGUCAAGCGAGGGAUGAUGUUUUCUAAUAAUUUGUGUGCAGCUAAUUAUAACUAAUCAUGCAUGAAAAUAAAUAAAUUGCAUAUAUAGUGAUAUAAUAUCUAGAUAUUUUAUUAUUUAGGAAAAUUUGGGUUUAGUUGUUUGCGUGAAUAAUAUAGUCUCUUAGUUUCUUGUGGUGUGCCCAGGCCUAGAGCUGGGGAGAAAACGGUCUGGCGCGUCCACUCAACUUUGCCCUGGGCUGGGCGAUUUAGCCAGGGCUGGGCGCCCAGCCCCGGCUAAAUCGCCCAGCCCAGGGGUAUCAGUGACUAGUGUAACCGCACCUUUUAUGCGGCAUACAAGAUUAUUGGAGAGAAGAUGUUAGCUGCUUACCCUAGUAUCGAGAGGGAAGGGAAACAUAAAUGGAGCCAGUAUGCGAAAGCACUCAGUCAAAGUAUACGCACAGAGCGUUUUAGACGUAAAAGAAAAAGCCUUCCUGUAACUCAAGAACAACAGCUGCCCCCUAAAAGAUUCACCAUGGGGAAGCACACAGUUACAGACGCCAGCAGUGCUCUUCCAGAAGAAGAGUUUGAAAAGCAUGUUCUUGAAAUCCAGAAGGUUUGGAAUACUUCAGCAAGCAGUAGCUCACAUGUAGAUAUGCUGCUUAGGGAAUCCUACUGCAACAGAAGACAAUGGUUGCCAUAUCUACCAAAUGGAAAAUUGGCACCAAUACUGGAGAAAUUCCCAUGUUUUCAAGAGUCAAGCUAUGUACUGCGUGAAGUGGAACGCAUGUUGCUAUGUGAAAUAUCAACAUGGAAAGACAGAUUGGAGAAAAUUGUAGAGACUCUGAGUGAUCAAGUACCUUCUAGUACACGUAACAAUGAUGGAAGUGUUUAUUUUCUUGUAAAUGUGUCAGUUUAUUGGGUACGUGACUAUACACUUGCCCCAUCUGGUAAAGUGUCCCUUACUGAUGGUAAAGAAAAGGCAAUAAAUAUCAAGGUUCUGCGUGAUACAGGAAGUGAUGUGUUCGAGUACAUCUUGUGUAGCCUCAGCUGUGCUGGGGUUCCCACGGCCCAGUGCAACUUCAACAUAAGAUGGGGAAAUAGACCAACUUUGCAUAAUACUGUGUUGGGUCCUCGUGGCUCAGGAGAGCUGCCUCCCCACCCCUCCCCCCACGCUGGGAACUACAAGAACUGCCAUACUGACUCACUCAAGUAG
Portunus trituberculatus (swimming crab) is the source of this 1448-nucleotide messenger RNA. RefSeq lists its product as uncharacterized. NCBI's taxonomy places the organism in Eukaryota, Metazoa, Arthropoda, Malacostraca, Decapoda, Portunidae. Bases 609 to 1448 code for a protein of 279 amino acids. The record is from RefSeq and is a predicted model, not a curated record. The transcript is spliced from 6 exons.